Oryza sativa Japonica Group (Japanese rice) is the source of this 1976-nucleotide messenger RNA. RefSeq names its product 4-hydroxyphenylacetaldehyde oxime monooxygenase. The record is from RefSeq and is a predicted model, not a curated record. Gene Ontology annotation, molecular function: heme binding; monooxygenase activity; iron ion binding. Lineage: Eukaryota; Viridiplantae; Streptophyta; Magnoliopsida; Poales; Poaceae.
GUACUCGGCACGUCCUCUCUUCCGUUGUUCCUUUUGCCCAACAUACUUUGGAAUAUAAAUCACACAUACACGGGCUAAGCUGAAGAAGUUAUAUAGUUGUCCAAAAAAUAAUCAAUGGCGAUCUCACUGAUCACCUCCCUGCUCUUCUCCCUACCCCAACAAUGGCAGCCCGUCGUCCUCACAGGGCUCCUUCCUGUCAUCGUUUCCCUCGUGCUGCUGGCGAGGAAAGGGCGCCUCAAGAUGCCACCGGGCCCGGAGCAGGUUCCCCUCCUGGGAAACCUGCACCAGCUAGCUGGCCCGCAGCCGCACCGGGCCCUGCGGGACCUGGCCCGGGUCCACGGCCCGGUGAUGCGGCUGCGGCUCGGGAAGGCGUCGGCCGUGGUGUUGACUUCGGCGGAGGCGGCGUGGGAGGCGCUCAGGGGCCACGACCUCGACUGCUGCACGCGGCCCGUGUCCGCGGGGACGAGGCGGGUGACGUACGGCAUGAAGAACGUGGCCUUCGCGCCCUACGGCGCGUACUGGCGCGAGGUGCGCAAGCUUCUCAUGGUCGAGCUGCUCAGCGCGCGCCGCGUUAAGGCUGCAUGGUACGCACGUCAUGAGCAGGUGGAGAAACUCUUAAGCACUCUACGCCGCGCGGAGGGAAAGCCGGUGGCGUUGGACGAGCACAUCCUGAGCCUCUCCGACGGGAUCAUCGGCACGGUGGCGUUCGGCAACAUCUACGGCAGCGACAAGUUCUCCCAGAACAAGAACUUCCAGCACGCGCUCGACGACGUCAUGGAGAUGCUCUCCGGCGAAGGGUCCUCCGCCGAGGACCUCCAGCUCCCCGCCGCCGUCGGCCGCCUCGUCGACCGCCUCACCGGCUUCGCCGCCCGCCGCGAGCGGAUCUUCCGGCAGCUCGACUCCUUCUUCGAGAUGGUGAUCGAGCAGCACCUGGACCCUAACCGCGCGCCGCCGGAGAACGGCGGCGACCUCGUCGACGUCCUCAUCGGCCACUGGAAGAAGAACGAGCCUCGUGGCACAUUCAGCUUCACCAAGGACAACGUCAAGGCCAUAAUCUUUUCGACUUUCGUUGCUGGUAUUGACACGAACGCAGCGACGAUAUUGUGGGCAAUGUCGGAGCUGGCCCGGAAGCCGCGGGUGCUGAAGAAGGUGCAGGCGGAGAUCAGGGCUGCGGUGGGUGUAAACGGGAGGGUGCAACCUGAUGACAUUACGAAGCUCAGCUACCUUAGGAAGGUCGUGAAGGAGACCCUGCGGCUGCACCCGCCUACCCCGCUGCUACUACCAAGAGAGACCAUGCGGCACAUCCAGAUCAGCGGGUACGAUGUGCCGGCCAAGACGCGGAUCUACGUCAAUGCAUGGGCGAUCGGUAGAGAUCCGGCGAGCUGGCCCGAUGAGCCGGAGGAGUUCAACCCCGAGAGGUUCGAGGCAAACGAGAUAGACUUCAAGGGGGAACAUCCUGAGCUGAUGCCAUUUGGCACUGGGCGGCGGAUAUGCCCAGGCAUGGCCAUGGCCAUGGCCAAUGUUGAAUUUACGCUCGCCAAUCUGCUCUUCGCCUUCCAGUGGUCACUCCCGGAGGGGACGACGCCGGACAAUGUGUGCCUGGAGGAAGAAGGGAGGCUUGUCUGUCACCGCAAGACACCUCUCGUGCUUGUGCCCACCGUAUACCGUCACGGCCUUGAAUAGAAAUCGAGCGAUCAAUUUUGCAAUUAUCUACAGAUCCUAUAAAAACAAGUUAUCUACGGAUCUUACAAUGGUUGGUGUCAGCACACUGAAAGAAAAAAAAAAGAGUCGUGUGCAUCCGCGAUGGACCAACCAAAAUUUGGAGAUUAAUUUAAACUACAUAGAAAAUGUAAUAAUUUGGAUUGAUAUAUUGUGUGUGUAAAAACAUAUGAAUUAUAGUGUGUAACAUACCACGAAAUAUACCUUGCAAAUUUGUGAAUCAAAUGUUUCUAUCAAUAAAGCAAAAUCCCCCCCUA